Messenger RNA from Octodon degus (degu), 1894 nucleotides. It is a transcript of the gene Kynu, whose product is annotated as kynureninase. Gene Ontology annotation, molecular function: kynureninase activity; pyridoxal phosphate binding. Gene Ontology annotation, biological process: NAD+ biosynthetic process. The coding region runs from base 121 to 1506 and encodes 461 amino acids. Gene Ontology annotation, cellular component: cytoplasm. Lineage: Eukaryota; Metazoa; Chordata; Mammalia; Rodentia; Octodontidae. The record is from RefSeq and is a predicted model, not a curated record. The transcript is spliced from 14 exons.
UGUUCUUUUACUCUUUCACCUAAGAUUCUGUAGACAAGUAGCAAAGAACUCCUGGAAGUUUUCUUGGGAGAAUCCCGGCGGCCGCGCACUCUGCCAGCUCCAACCCGAGCACCAUUCACAAUGGAGACAUCUCCUCUUGAGCUGCCAGCUGACAGAGUACAGCGCAUUGCGGCUGAGCUCCAGUGCCACCCAGGGGAUGAGCAAGUUGCCCUCCGCCUGGAUAAGGAGGACGAGCUAAGGCAUUUCAGGGAGCAUUUUUAUAUUCCCAAAAUGAAGGAUCUGCCUCCAAUUGAUUUAUCUUUAGUGAAUAAGGAUGAUGAUGCCAUCUACUUCUUGGGACAUUCUCUUGGCCUUCAACCAAAAAUGGUUAAAACAUAUCUUGAAGAAGAAUUAGACAAGUGGGCCAAAAUGGGAGGCUAUGGUCACGAUGUAGGAAAACGUCCUUGGAUUAUAGGAGAUGAGAGCAUUGUAGGCCUUAUGAAGGACAUUGUAGGAGCCAGUGAGAAAGAAAUAGCCUUAAUGAAUGCUUUGACUGUUAACUUACAUCUCCUACUGUUAUCAUUUUUUAAGCCUACACCAAAACGGUAUAAAAUUCUUCUAGAAGCCAAAGCCUUCUGUUCUGAUCACUAUGCUAUUGAGUCACAGAUACAACUUCGUGGGCUUGAUGUUGAGAAAAGUAUGAGGAUAAUAAAGCCGAGAGAGGGGGAAGAGAUCUUAAGACUGGAGGAUAUUCUUGACAUAAUUGAGAAAGAAGGAGAUUCGAUCGCAGUGAUCCUAUUCAGCGGGGUACACUUUUACACUGGACAGCUCUUCAACAUUCCUGCCAUUACAAAGGCUGGACAAGCAAAGGGUUGUUUUGUUGGCUUUGAUCUAGCACAUGCAGUUGGAAAUGUUGAACUUCACUUACAUGACUGGGGAGUUGACUUUGCCUGUUGGUGUUCCUACAAGUACUUAAAUUCAGGAGCAGGAGGUAUUGCUGGUGCCUUUAUACACGAAAAACAUGCCAAUACAGUUAAACCCGCGUUAGUUGGAUGGUUUGGUCAUGAACUCAGCACUAGAUUUCAAAUGGAUAAUAAGCUACAGUUAAUCCCUGGGGUCAACGGAUUCCGAAUUUCCAACCCUCCAAUUUUGCUGGUCUGUUCCUUGCACGCUAGCCUGGAGAUCUUUGAACAAGCAAGUAUAAAAGCACUGAGGAGAAAAUCCAUUUUGCUAACUGGUUAUCUGGAACACCUGAUCAAGCUGUACUGUCACAGAAGAGAAGCAGAAAGGAGGGGGCCAACUGUGACCAUCAUCACGCCAUCCCGCAUUGAGGAGAGGGGCUGCCAGCUAACACUGGCAUUUUCUAGACCCAAAAAAGAUGUUUUUGAAGAACUAGAAAAAAGAGGAGUGGUUUGUGACAAGAGAGAACCCCAUGGCAUUCGAGUGGCUCCAGUUCCCCUCUACAAUUCUUUUCAUGAUGUUCAUAAGUUUGUCAAUCUGCUCACUUCUGUACUUGAUACUGCAUAAAUAAAAGAUUAUCAAAGUUUUACUAUAAUAGCAUAACCAACUUUGCAGAAAUCGAAAGUAACAAUUUUACUAUUCACAUCUUAAUUAUUGAACAAUAUUUCAAAAUUUGUUGAAUGUGACUGGUAAAUCAUAUGUGUUAUAGAAAAAUCUGAUUUUCUAGCAUCUCUGAAAGGUGAUGUGUAUUUAAAUUUUCAAUAAUUAGUUUCUUAUAACUACCAUUAGGCCUUCUUUUUCAUUACUAUUUUUCACAAUGAAAAAGUAACAUCUUAUAUUUAAUUUAAAUAUAGUAUGUGUAGGAAAAAAUGUUAAAUUUUCUAAACUGGUACUUAUUCCUCUAAUUUAUCUACUUAAGAAAGGUUGCUUUAAACUAAAUUGGUAUCGCUAUCCA